This is a messenger RNA of Rattus rattus (black rat), 1074 nucleotides long. It is a transcript of the gene Ffar2, whose product is annotated as free fatty acid receptor 2. Lineage: Eukaryota; Metazoa; Chordata; Mammalia; Rodentia; Muridae. The record is from RefSeq and is a predicted model, not a curated record. Gene Ontology annotation, cellular component: plasma membrane. Gene Ontology annotation, molecular function: G protein-coupled receptor activity. Gene Ontology annotation, biological process: G protein-coupled receptor signaling pathway; cellular response to fatty acid.
AUGACCCCAGACUGGCACAAUUCCUUGAUCCUCACGGCCAUCCUCAUCUUUUCUUACUGGGCUCCCUGUAGCCUGCUGGCCCCAGGUGAAACCAGGUUCGCCCAGCCUGCUCCCGUGCAUCUCAUCCUCCUGAAUCUGACCCUGGCGGACUUGCUGUUGCUUCUGCUGCUGCCCUUCCGGAUCGUGGAAGCUGCAUCCAACUUCCGCUGGUACCUACCAAAGAUCGUGUGCGCGCUCACGGGCUUCGGCUUCUACAGCAGUAUCUACUGCAGCACGUGGCUGCUGGCGGGCAUCAGCAUAGAACGCUACCUGGGAGUGGCUUUCCCGGUGCAGUACAAGCUAUCCCGCCGGCCACUGUACGGAGUGAUCGCUGCUCUGGUGGCCUGGAUCAUGUCCUUUGGCCAUUGCACCAUCGUCAUCAUCGUUCAGUACCUGAACUCAACCGAGCAGGUGAGCACUGAGAACCAAAUCACCUGCUAUGAGAACUUCACCCAAGCGCAGCUGGAUGUGGUGCUGCCCGUGCGACUGGAGCUGUGCCUGGUCCUCUUUUUCGUCCCCAUGACAGUCACCAUCUUCUGCUAUUGGCGCUUCGUGUGGAUCAUGCUCACACAGCCCCAUGUUGGGGCUCAGAGGCGACGACGGGCGGUGGGCCUGGCUGUGGUGACGCUUCUUAAUUUCCUGGUGUGCUUUGGACCUUACAACAUGUCCCACCUGGUGGGGUUCCACUUGAGGCAGAGCCCCUCGUGGCGGGUGGAGGCUGUGGUGUUCAGCUCCCUCAAUGCCAGCCUGGACCCUCUGCUAUUCUACUUCUCCUCCUCCGUGGUACGCAGGGCCUUUGGGAAAGGUUUGCUACUACUCCGCAAUCCCGGCUCCUCUAUGCUGGGCCGGGGAGCCGAAGAGACAGUGGAGGGGACAAAGACAGACAGGGGUGGGAGUCAAACAGAAGGGGCACAGAGCUCUGACUUCGUCACCGAGUGAGUAUAGAGUCGCCCGGAUCUUCCCGAGCGUCUGGGUCACCCAGAAGUUGGGCUGGUUAGCAGAUCUCCUGAGACUUGGUAAAAGAUAAAAGUUAUA